Molecule: messenger RNA, 1863 nt
Organism: Lobosporangium transversale
Lineage: Eukaryota; Fungi; Mortierellomycota; Mortierellomycetes; Mortierellales; Mortierellaceae
Product: nucleotide-sugar transporter-domain-containing protein
Exons: 3
Coding region: 306-1517 (403 amino acids)
Biological process (GO): pyrimidine nucleotide-sugar transmembrane transport
Cellular component (GO): Golgi membrane
Molecular function (GO): UDP-galactose transmembrane transporter activity
Source: RefSeq, a predicted model, not a curated record
UAACUCUCUCUUUCACCUCCUUCCUUCUCCUUUCCCAUCUGUCUCUACCAACUUCUACUUUGUAGCAAUUCAGCAUUCAUCCUUUUUUAUUGUUUUCCUUCAUCUCACUUGAUCAGUUUGCACUUUUUUUCAUCUUGUUAUACUUUAUUUUUUUUGCACAUAAUCUUUGUCACACCAAGUCUUUUUACUCUACAUCUUGUUUCAUCAAUUCACCCAAGGACAAGUUUCAUUUCAGUUCCUUCAUCCUGAAAAGGUUGCCACAAGCCAGGACAAAAAGAACAAGGAUAGAUCUAUAGACGUUUGAUAUGAGCUCAGAAAAGCACUUGGGUUCGCUCCCAACAAUACAUCAUCAGCAAGGACGUGGGCGCUAUGAUGGUGUAACUUUCAUGGGUGUUUCAAUGAAGCAUUUAUCCCUUGUGGUCCUCUUGCUUCAGAACAGUACUCUGGUCCUGAUGAUGCGUUACUCUCGAGUCAAUGUGGAUCCCGAUCAACCUAUGUAUCUUGCCUCAACGGCUGUUUUUUUCGCAGAGAUCAUUAAGCUCAUAGCCUGUGUUGUUGUAUUGGCUUAUAAUGCAAAGUCCGUAUCUCGGGCUAUGUAUAUCAUUCGUAAGGACAUCCUGGAGCAACCACGAGAAAUUCUGAAAAUGCUUGUCCCAUCGGGUCUGUAUGCUCUCCAAAACAACUUGCUUUACGUCGCUCUUUCCAACCUUGAGGCUGCAACCUUCCAAGUUACCUACCAAAUGAAGAUUCUUUCCACAGCUGUGUUUUCAGUCUUGAUGUUGAACCGGAGAUUGACAAGUCAAAAAUGGUUUGCACUUUGUCUGCUUAUGGUCGGAGUCACAUUGGUUCAAUUACAGAACGUGGGUUCUGCUCGAUCUAGUGUUGUGACUGUGGAUACCAAGGAUGAGCUUGUGGCGGAAGAUGAAAUACUUGAUGCAGCUGUGAGUGAGAGUAUUGCCGAGGCAACUAACCAACUCAAUGGGGCUGAAGAAGAGACUGGUCCUGUCCAGAACCCCUUCAUUGGACUGUUGGCCGUGCUCACAUCUUGUGUCUCUUCUGGAUUCGCAGGAUGUUACUUUGAAAAGAUCCUCAAAGGCGCAGAGGCCGAUAUGUGGGUUCGAAAUAUUCAAUUGGGCAUUUCAGGAGCGCUCUUCAGCUUCCUCGCCAUGUUUUACGAUCGCCAAAAGAUUUAUGAGGGGGGUCUUCUUCAAGGGUAUUCACUUAUGACAUGGGUUGUAGUUGCAAACCAAGCCUUGGGAGGACUUUUAGUUGCCAUUGUCGUCAAAUAUGCUGACAAUAUUCUCAAGGGGUUUGCCACAUCUCUUUCCAUCAUCAUUUCUGGAAUUAUCUCGGUCUACUUUUUCGAUUUUGAACCAUCACUCCAAUUCCAGAUCGGAACAGUGGUUGUUAUUCUCUCCACCUAUCUCUAUGGUCGUCCUGACUCUCCCAUUCCUGGAUUCAUUCGCCCGAUAAAAAAGAGGCAGAGCAUUCCGCCACCACUCAAAUACCAGACAUAGACGAGAAAACCACGUUUUGCUGAUUAGUUUCCAAAAUCUCUUUCUCUCUCUCUCUUCUUGUCUCUCUACCCUUUUUUGCCCAUGAUUACAGUGGACUGAAUGGGUACCCUGGCGAAGAAGAAGAGGAGGAUGAGGAUGAAGAUGCAGGAGAGGCUAGGAUGUUACUUGGGAAGAAGGAAAAGGAGAGUCAUUUUAGAACGAAAGGAAGACCAAUUCAGGACAGAGAGGAGCAUCGGCCACGGAGGACACGAUCGUUUGUGGUGAACAUGGAUGAGAAGAAGCCACAGGAAAUCUGAUCAAUCAUGUUUUGCCUCUUUUACUUUCAUGGAGGAAAAAAAAAGAAAAA